This is a messenger RNA of Vicia faba (fava bean), 552 nucleotides long. NCBI's taxonomy places the organism in Eukaryota, Viridiplantae, Streptophyta, Magnoliopsida, Fabales, Fabaceae. The record is from the annotation of a GenBank genome assembly.
AUGAAUUAUAUCUUGGACCUCACAAAUCCGAAGGAUGUUUUGGAAAAUUUGAAAAAUCAGUACAUGUCCAAGAUGCUCAUGAAUAAAUUUUUCACGAAGCAGUGUCUCUAUAGCUUGGAGAUUGUGAAGGUUGACGAUGAGGAUAAAUACAUUAUUUUACGGUGCUACUUACCAAGCUCUUAUAAUCACUUGAUGACCACUCUCACAUAUGAGAAGGAAACAGUCAUGUUGGAUUCUACUUAUUUUACUCUUUUGAAGCAUGCACAAAAUUGCCAAAGUAUAGAGGAAGGUGGAGGAAGCUCAAGUGAAGGUUUGUCUGUGAAGGAAGGUCAAAGUCGUGGUAGAGGAAAGGCUAAGGUAGUGAGUUCUGGAAAGAAAAGGAGAUUCAAUUCCAAGGACAGAAAAACAACAAAAUAUUAUGGUUACAAGAAAAUUGGUCAUUGCAAGAGGGAUUGUCCAAACAAGUCAGGCAACAAUAGUUCAACAAAUGUAGUUCACAAUGAUGGUUUUUGUAGUGAAGAGGAUUUGAUUUGCAAUUCAUCUAUAAAUUAA